Sorghum bicolor (sorghum) is the source of this 1148-nucleotide messenger RNA. Its product is annotated as photosynthetic NDH subunit of lumenal location 1, chloroplastic. The record is from RefSeq and is a predicted model, not a curated record. Gene Ontology annotation, biological process: photosynthesis. Gene Ontology annotation, cellular component: photosystem II; extrinsic component of membrane; photosystem II oxygen evolving complex. The coding region runs from base 123 to 821 and encodes 232 amino acids. The transcript is spliced from 8 exons. Gene Ontology annotation, molecular function: calcium ion binding. NCBI's taxonomy places the organism in Eukaryota, Viridiplantae, Streptophyta, Magnoliopsida, Poales, Poaceae.
CACACUCGAUACUGGAAAAGUGGGCGUGUCCAGCAGCUGUGGACAGGAUAACCGAUGCUGGGCUACAAGCUUCACAGAACUCUUCCUCCAGCUUAGUGCCAACCUGAACUACUGAAGGUGAAAUGGCAAGCCUGCAGAAUCUGAUUUGCUCCGUAUCCAAACAAUUGGUUGUGCCAAAUUGUGCGGUGACUGCCAAACCGAAUGGGGCUCCUCCCUCGGUUGUGGCGGCAAGCUCGAAAGAAGGAUCUUUGAAUGACAGCAAGGUCACGAAAAGGCGAUUAGCUUUGUUUGGUGCUGGAGCGUUAGCCACUGGCCUACUGAAGACAGGCUCUGCAUUUGCUGAAGAAGUACCGAAGAAUUAUAAAUCUUAUGUGGAUGCGAAAGAUGGAUACUCAUAUCUUUAUCCAGCUGAAUGGAGGGAUUUCGACUUCUUGGGGCAUGAUUCGGCAUUCAAAGAUAAAAAUUUUGCCCUUCAGUGUGUUCGGGUGGGAUUUAUUCCUACUGAGAAAACAGAUGUCCGCGACCUAGGACCAAUGGAUGAGGCCAUCUUCAAUCUGGUAAACAAUGUUUAUGCUGCCCCGAAUCAAAUACCGUCUGUCUAUGACAUGCAAGAGCGUACUGUUGACGGCAAGAACUACUGGACGUUUGAAUACGAUCUGGAGGCUCCGGGCUACGGUGUUUCUGCGUUUGCAACGGUCGCCAUUGGAAACGGUCGAUACUACACGUUGAUCGUGACCGCGAACGAACGCCGGUGGAGCAGACUGCGAAACAAGCUCAAAGUCGUCGCGGACUCUUUCAAGAUCUCGGAUCUGACAGCGUGAUCGCUUGCUUCUAUUAGGGCAGCUCCAAUGAUGAUUUUUGAGCUACCUUAAAGCAUAUUAUUUCAUACUUUAAUAAAAGCUAGCUCUCGAUGAAGAGCUAAGAUCAUACACACAUUCCAAGAUUACGUGAGAGUGUUAUGUGAGGACACGCACGCUAUGAGCAACGUGCUAAACUUAGCACUAUUGAAAAAGUUACUUAGAGAUAGUAACUAGCUUUAUAUUCUUGAGGGCGCCUUUAAUUGUGAUGUAAUGCACGGCCUCAUGAGCCUUGGGCAUAUGUAUGCAGUAUGCUUGGUGAAGAGAAAUGUCUAUACCCUUGGUGUGAUA